Molecule: messenger RNA, 453 nt
Organism: Hibiscus syriacus
Lineage: Eukaryota; Viridiplantae; Streptophyta; Magnoliopsida; Malvales; Malvaceae
Exons: 1
Coding region: 1-453 (150 amino acids)
Source: RefSeq, a predicted model, not a curated record
AUGGAACAAAGCAUGUAUGAUACAACUUAUACGAAACAUCCUUGUAGGGUAUGGAUCAUUGUGGGUAGCUUGGAUAAAAACUAUGUUAUUAAGGAUAAAGACUUUCUGUUGAUGGAAGAUGUGACAAAUUCUAGCUGGUGUAUCAGACGCAUUUUGAAACAAAGGGCAGUUGCCAUCUCAAUUUUAUCUACAGGAGCAACUAAAACAAAAGAUAUUUGGAAAGCACUCCGGGUGAAAGGAGAAAAAGUCUCAUUGUACAAAUUGAUAUGGUUUCCUCUUCACAUUCCAAAACACAACAUGAUUACAUGGAUGACACUUCUGAAUAGGCUCCCAACUAAGGAGAGGCUUCUUAGAAUGGGAAUAGUUACUGAUGGCACAUGUAUAAUCUACAAUGAAGUUACAGAGACUAGAGACCACAUGUUCAGUGAAUACUCUUUGGCAGUUUCCCUAUAG